CUAACUGCUCGCCUCGAAGUCUGUAUAAAAGGACCCAGAGUUUUAGCAGACGAUCACAGGGAAGUUACUCGUCUUUAAAGUGACUACAAACUGCAGAAAUGUUCGUGAAAACAAUCUCACUCCUGGCCUUAGCUGCCUUUACAUCAGCACAGACACCCUCAGGAUCAGGAUCAUUUAACUGUCCCAGCAAUGAAAUGAGGAACUACGAAUACCAGAACGACUGCACAAAGUACUGGCAGUGUGACGGUGGGGUACCCACCCUCUCAGACUGCAGCCCCCAGCUCAUCUUCGACCCACGUAACGGCACCUGUGUCUACCCUCUAGACUCCAGCAGACCCAACUGUAACGAGGAGGCAGCAAGAAAUCUCCGUAUCCCACGUAUCUGCCUCAACCCCCCAGCCGGGUCCAACCCCAAGUGGGCUUUUGUUGUCCCCCAUGAACGUUACUGCAACGCCUACUUCACCUGCUCCUUGAACUACCUGUACGCUCAGUGCUCAUUCUGUGGGGAGGGCAUGUACUUCAACGAGGGUGCUGGUGGCUGUCGUGACGCCCGAGGGGUCAACCUUCAGAACGUCUGCCGAGGCAAAGAGUACGUGGAGCACAGGGACAUUGUCCUGAGGACACUGGACAACUCCUGCUCCCUCUACUUCGGGGCGGGCGUCAACCCCUACCAGCUCCUCAUUGAUCUACUUCUCGGGGGUCGCAGCACCGCUCCCCUGGGGGGCGACUACCCCACCACCGGCAGGCCUCAGACCACCCGCCCAUUCAAUGGUUAAUAAAGACGUCAGACAAGAUGGCUGAGCGGAUAUGACGUCAUCAGCUGGACUUCAAACAGUGAAAAGAAAUGGGAUGUCCCAUUGUUGUGUUGUACUGAGUAAAGAAGAUGGAGUAAUCAUGCAUACAUAUUAGUCUUAUGUUUAAAUAUCUUAUUUUUAGGAAUAAAAAAAAAUCCAUUAUGAA
Molecule: messenger RNA, 960 nt
Organism: Physella acuta
Lineage: Eukaryota; Metazoa; Mollusca; Gastropoda; Physidae
Cellular component (GO): extracellular region
Molecular function (GO): chitin binding
Source: RefSeq, a predicted model, not a curated record